Candida tropicalis MYA-3404 is the source of this 1461-nucleotide messenger RNA. RefSeq lists its product as uncharacterized. The transcript has a single exon. Lineage: Eukaryota; Fungi; Ascomycota; Pichiomycetes; Serinales; Debaryomycetaceae. The record is from RefSeq and is a predicted model, not a curated record. The coding region runs from base 1 to 1461 and encodes 486 amino acids.
AUGACAAUUAUGAUGGAUGAUUUGAAGCAACUCAUGAAUAAGUAUGGAGUAAUUCCAAAGGAAGCCAUAAUUGACCUUUCUGUGUGUCUCAACGAGCACCCUCGAGGAGAAUGGAUCAAAAAUAAUGGAAUCGUGAUUGGUUCUGAUUUUGAGCACCCAGAUGAAUACUAUCCUUCAUAUGAAAUUGUAAUUUCCUAUUGGUGCUCAUUUUACCUGGAAGUCUUGACAAAGGUGAAGAAAUGGCACGUUAUUGAUGAUAUUCAGCUGAUUUCCGCACAUUAUGUUCUUGAAAAAGUCAAACCUUACAUGGAUUUGAAAUCAAUUUCCUUGGACUUUGAAGAGUAUCAAAGACAUUUAAAUGAUGAGGCGAAAGCAAAAAUUUUUACUACUCUUCCAGAUUCAGUCCUCAAUCUUCUGAUCUCACUGUCGAAUACCACCAUGAAUUUCAGUCUUCUCAAUUAUCCACUGUUAAAAAAAUUGAAAUGUCCAAUUACCUACGGAAAUGAUAUUUAUCAACUACCAACCACACUUGAAUCUUUGGAGGUCUACAGUAUAAAGGGCUAUGAUGAUUGUAUUACUUUUGAAGAGUCUGAUAAAAUGUUCUCCAAUUUGACACAUUUUAUAGUAGUUGGUAAUGGUGAAUUUGAAGACGCAGGAAAUGCAAUUAGGCUGAUGCCAAAAUUAUCAAUAUUUGAGUAUGAAAAUUGGAACAAUGGCUGUGAUAUCAACGAGUUGGGUUUACCAGAAUCAACCAUCACCUCACUUACCUUGAAACUUGCAGUAAUUACUGGUUUUUAUUCUCAUUUGAAGUUGUCGAAUUUACAACACUUAACAAUUGGUGGUGAAGAUUUCCCAAAGGCAUUAUUCUUUUCAGGAAACGAGCUUCCAAGAUUAAAGAGUUUUGCAUUUGAAGAAUAUUCACUGCGUGGUCGCAUUGAAAACUCAGGCAAACUUGUGUUUCCACAAACCUUGAGAAGCUUGUCAAUUGAGGCUCACUUUGGAAUUCUGGGUUUGAUAUUGCCACCGAAGUUACGUUCAUUGUCCUUGAUUUACACCAAGUUUAGACAAGGAAUGAUGUUCAAGCUUCCUGAAAAUUUGAAUAAAUUAAAAAUUUGCGGGACAGAUAUAAACAAUUUAAACAAUCUUCACUUUCCAUCGGGGUUAAUGAGCGUUGAAAUUGAUUACAAUUAUAAGUUGAAAUCUAUGGUGCACACCAAUUUGGGUGAACUCAAAAAUUUAUUCUAUGUGAGAAUUAAUAACAACGAUCUAUAUGACAUAGAUGAGCCAAACAAGGAAAAUAAGUAUAAGCUUAAUACUUUAGAUAGUAAUUAUUCUGACGGAGAGUCAUUUUAUCAAAAGUAUGCUGAUUUGACAGGUGAUCCAAAUUGGCUCGCAAGAGAAUACAUGGAUGAUGAGGAAAUUCAGGAAUAUGGUAUUGAUUCUGAUUAUGACUGGUUUUAA